GGGAUGUCAUCAAAUCCAUCUUACCCAGGGAAGCAAAAAGCAGAAUUAUAGUUACCACGGCUCUCCAGUCAGUAGCUAAUGCUUGCAGCUCAGGUGACGGUUAUGUUUACAAGAUGAGCAUUCUUAACGCAGAGCACUCCAAGGUUUUGCUAAUGAAGAAGAUUUUCUUCCAAGGAUGUUCACCUGAACUGGAGUGGGGUUCAACAGCAAUUGUGGAGAAGUGUGACGGCCUUCCACUUGCUCUUGUGUGUAUGGCCAAGUUUUUGCUAGGCGAGAAUGAGCUUACGGGAAGUCACUGUGCGCGAGUUUGCCACAACCUCGGGCAUCAUAUGGAGAAGGAGGCAGACUUCACAAAAUUGCAACAGGUUCUUGUAAAUAACUACAGCAGCCUGUCUGGUUAUCCUCUGAGGACCUCCUUGCUAUACACGAGUGUGUUCCCAAAUGGUCGCCCAAUCAGGAGGAAUACUUUAAUCAGGCGAUGGCUAGCUGAAGGGUAUGUCCAGUGUCAAUAUAAACGCAGUGAUCUGGAGGUAGCAGAUGAAAACUUCCGGGAACUUAUUGACCGGAAUAUCAUCCGGCCGAUCGAUGCUAGCAACAAUGCAAAAGUGAAGACGUGCAGAACUCAUGGAAUCAUGCACGAGUUCAUGCUGCACAAGUCAAUGUCUGAUAACUUCAUCACAUCUCUUCAUGAUCACAAUCGGAGUAAUUUUCGUCACCUGUUCAUCCAAAACCAUGCAAGUGGCAGCACCUUGAGCUCAAACCAGCGUACAAGUCCAGCAAGCGAUGAUGCAGCUGGCAGUGAGAAAUUCCGCGCCCGGUCUCUGACCAUCUCUGGGGAUGCGGGAGAAGCUGCUUCUGAGUUUUGCAGGUGCGAGCUGCUGCGAGUGUUGGAUCUGGAAGAAUGCAAUGAUUUGGAGGACAGUCAUCUCAAGGACAUACAUAAGCUGUGGCAUCUAAAAUAUCUGAGCCUUGGGGGCACUAUCAGCAACCUUCCGAAGAAAAUUGACAAGCUACACUGUUUAGAGACCCUGGAUCUGAGGAAGACAAAGAUAGAGAUAUUGCCGGUGGAAGUCAUUGGGUUGCCUCACCUAGCCUACCUGUUUGGAAAGUUUAAGUUUGGGAAAAAGGACUUGAGAAAGAGCGAAAUAGCGGAGUUCUCGCAAAGAAAAAGUAAGUUGAAGUCUCUUGCAGGAUUUUAUGCAGAUGGAAACCCUGGGUUUCUACAACUGAUGGCUCAUAUGAAAAAACUGAAAAAGGUUAAGAUAUGGUGUGAAUCCACUGGCGCAGACAACAGAGGCUUGCCUCACGUUUCAAAGGCAGUUCAGAAGUUUGCUCAGGAUGGCAUGGACACAACCGGCGUUCGUUCUCUGUCACUCAAUCUUGGGAAUACCAUGGGUGACUUCCUGGGUUCUAUUCAAGAAUAUUGUUAUCUUAGCUCGCUGAAACUGCACGGCCGGCUUAGUGUAUUGCCUCAGUUUGUUACAUCCCUGUGUGGCCUCACGGAGUUGUGCCUUUCAUCGACUAAUCUGAUGGGGCAUGAUCUAUCGAACCUGCGCAAGCUGCGCUACUUGCUUUACCUCAAGCUGGUUGAGGAUGACCUUGGGAGCUUCACCAUAGACAAUGGGGACUUCCCAAGCCUGCAACGCCUAUGCCUUGUGGUGAAAAUGCCCAUCCUCCCUGCAAUCAAAGAGGGAGCCCUGACGUACCUUGUCUCAGUCCAGCUGCUCUGUGAAAACCUCUUUGAUCUUUCAGGCAUGAGGAUCGAGUUCCAUGAUUGUCUAGAGGAAGUUGCCCUCGAUUCUAUGGUCAGUACAAGAACGGCAGAAAUGUGGGAAACCGCAGCGAAGAAGCAUCCCAAGAGACCAAAAGUUGUGUUUCUCAAAAGGAUUGAUCCGAGCGAACCCUAGUCCGCUGUGAAAUACGUCGCGGCGGAUGGGCCAACACGUGAGAAAUGCAUAGUCGAUUCGCCUCAGUCAGGUUCAACGAGCAAACACGAUUCAUUUCUGAAGAAGACGGUUGAUUCAGAACCCCCUCGGGCUGCAUCCGAGCUGUCCAGUGCUGCGAACGGCACGAUGCCUCCUUCUGCAAGCAUAUGUUGAAGCAUGAAGACGACGCCAUUGUUGUGAUCGAUGCUCCCAAAGGUGCAGGAGGACCUGUUGGCGUCGUUGUGCACUGCAGCAGGACCUGCGGGCAACGACUUGUGCAUGGAGUACUAUGCAUGGGGAUGCAGCUUUUCUUGUGUUUUCUCGGGCAGAAGUCGUUGCUGGGGUUCACCAUGCAAUGCAGGCAGACCAUUGUAGAAAACCAUACCUGAUCGGCGGUCCGACCGGAAAAAUCGUGAACCGACGCCUUGUCUGUUUUUUUAGAUGCAUUGGUCUUUUAUAAAAACCAAACAAAUAUUCAUAAAAUGGUGCAUAAACUCGGGAUCGAACCCUUGACCUUGCAUGGAUUUUGUCCCCCCUGCAUCUCUG
This is a messenger RNA of Triticum aestivum (bread wheat), 2471 nucleotides long. Its product is annotated as disease resistance protein RGA4-like. The transcript is spliced from 2 exons. The record is from RefSeq and is a predicted model, not a curated record. Lineage: Eukaryota; Viridiplantae; Streptophyta; Magnoliopsida; Poales; Poaceae. Bases 114 to 1907 code for a protein of 597 amino acids. Gene Ontology annotation, biological process: defense response to other organism.